AUGUCGCCGAUAGAUACCGCUGCUGCCGCGUCCGGCCCCUCCUCCAAUGGAGGCAGUGUCUCACCGCGGCAGACGGCAACGCCCAAGAACGUCGCAUUCGAGUUGAUGUUCUCCAACUCGCCGCAGUAUCGCGCGCGCCUGCCCAUGCGGGUGCAGAUUUACCCCCAUGACACCACCGACUCCAUCGUCACGACGGUCAAGAAUUUUUACGGUCUGUACUCCGGGCCAACCGGCUCCAAGGGUGUGAGCUUCGAGGACGACAAUGCCAACACACUGAUUGCGCGAUACGAGAACUUUCGCAAUAACAUGGUCGUCUACGUGCGGGUGAUUGAGGAGCCGCCUACCGCCUUUGCGCCGCAUCCGUUCCAUCCCGCAACCGUUGGGUCAGAGUCAUACUACCCAGCCGAGGACUUCCAGGCUCAGCAGCCGCAGCGCUUUGAUCAGGACAUGCACAGGCCAGCUUCCCGGGCGUCGCGCAGGCGCAGUCCCUCCCCCAAUGCGACCCGUGGUCGGCGAAGCGACUCCACGAGCACUUCGAGCAAGAAAGGGCGGUCUCGGUCUGUCAAGAACCGGAGAUCUGUGGCCCACAGCCAUGCUGAUACCUACAGCGAUAGCCUCAAUGGGUACAGCAGCGGAGACGGCGCCCCCAGCACCACGUCUGGAAAGAACAAGGAGCAGCUGGGCAAUACGGACAUAAGCGUCGAAAACAUUGUCGAGGGUGGUCGUCGCAAGAGGGCCAAGUUUGAGAGCUCGGAGUUGCCUCUGUUUGCGCCCCCGCAGAUGCCAGCGGCAACCUCGAACCCUUCCGUCUCCCCGGCUCGCCGAAUCGAGCAUCACCGGCCGUCGCUGCCUUUUGUGCAUCCGGGCCAGAAUCCCUUUACGAACCCGCGCCCGAUGCAGUCCCCGCAAAAUUAUAACAAUGGCCUUGUUCACUCCAACAUGUAUGCCACUCCCGCUUCCCAAGGCCAUCGCUCCCGCGGCAGCAUUGGGUACGCCAGCAACGGGAGUGGUGUGGCUACCGGAUUGGGUGUCCUCCCGACGCCCGAUCCCACCGUCGGCAGCUGCAUGUCGGAGGAGGACAAAGAUGUCGCCAUUCAGCUUAUGAGACUCGGCGAGUCGUCAAACGUCUCCCACGGCCGGACUUCGGCUUCCACCACGGACGACACCUUUAGCGGCAGAGCCGACGCUGCCUCGUCCACGGGCGCCACUAGCGAUGGCGAGAGCGACAGCGACCGUGAGCAUGGUGCGCCGCGCCGCCAGGUCCCGGACGUGGCCGCCGGCGCCAAGCGCAUAUUUGAGACGACGGAGGCGCACUUCAUUCCUACAACCGAGAGCGCUGAUGUCAGUGGUGAUGACGCCGACUUCGAGGACGGCGCAAACAGUUCAGUGGGUGAAAUCAAGUCGCUCCCUGCCAAGAAGCCGUCGUCGGUCAAGCACAAGAUGUCGUCUUCUGGCUCCAAGCCGGCAGCGCCAAAGACCAAGGCCGCGCGGCCGCCCAGCGUCAAGGCCAAGAAGCAGCCCGCCGCCGGCGCCGGGCCCAUGUCGCCGGCGUCAAUGACGCACUCGCGCAAGCAGUCCGUGGCUUCCACCGGAUACAUGCCCCCGCCCGGUGAGGACGAGCAUCCGGAUCUGUCUUCGAAACCGCGUUGCCAGCGAUGCCGGAAGAGUAAGAAAGGCUGCGAUCGCCAGCGCCCGUGCGGUCGCUGCCGCGACGCGGGGCUCUCGGCGGACCAGUGUGUCAGCGAAGACGAGGGCAAUGGUCGCAAGGGCCGAUAUGGUCGACACAUGGGCGUUCCGAUUGUCAAGGACGAUGCCCCUCUCCCUGCCCAGCCCGCUCUUCUGCCCGCCGCGCCCAUCACCACGGCGGCCAUGACUGCCGACAAGGCCAAGAAGCGCAAGCGGUAG
Messenger RNA from Hirsutella rhossiliensis, 1905 nucleotides. RefSeq names its product C6 finger domain-containing protein. Gene Ontology annotation, biological process: regulation of DNA-templated transcription. Gene Ontology annotation, molecular function: zinc ion binding; DNA-binding transcription factor activity, RNA polymerase II-specific. The record is from RefSeq and is a predicted model, not a curated record. The transcript is spliced from 2 exons. The coding region runs from base 1 to 1905 and encodes 634 amino acids. NCBI's taxonomy places the organism in Eukaryota, Fungi, Ascomycota, Sordariomycetes, Hypocreales, Ophiocordycipitaceae.